This is a messenger RNA of Amphibalanus amphitrite, 1927 nucleotides long. RefSeq names its product tRNA (cytosine(38)-C(5))-methyltransferase-like. The coding region runs from base 260 to 1483 and encodes 407 amino acids. The record is from RefSeq and is a predicted model, not a curated record. Gene Ontology annotation, molecular function: methyltransferase activity. NCBI's taxonomy places the organism in Eukaryota, Metazoa, Arthropoda, Thecostraca, Balanomorpha, Balanidae. The transcript has 5 exons.
AUUGAAGUUUAACCGUAAAAAAAUUAAGUCGCAUUUUUCAAAAGGUAAAUCUUCGGUCGUCAUCGCACCAAAGUAUAUUAUUAUUCAAUGUCCUUGCUCACACGUGAUAAUGCGGGAUUUAAAUUGUAAACAAAAACACAUUGAGGUGUGAGAAGAUGUCUCGGCCGCUGUCCGUCGAUCGUUAUUUGACUUUAUUCGCCUUUUACGUACUGAAAUUUACUAAACAAUAUCUUUUAUCAAUGACCAUUGAAGUGGAAACAUGAAACUAAAUGUCCUUGAGUUGUACAGUGGCCUGGGUGGGAUGCACAUGGCUAUGAAAGACUGCGGCGUUCCUCUGGAGGUGGUGGCGGCAGUCGACAUCAACACGACGGCCAACAGCGUGUACCGGCACAACUUUCCGAGCACGCGCCACCUGCAGCGGAACAUUCAGUCGUUCAGCGCCGCCGAGCUGGACAAACUGCGGCCCGAUGUCAUCACCAUGAGCCCGCCAUGUCAGCCCUUCUCCAGACUCGGUCUGCAGGGCGACACCAGUGACGCGCGGACCGUCUCCUUCCUGCACGUGCUGGACGUUCUACCUCGUCUGCGCCGACCUCCGCGCUACAUCCUUCUGGAGAACGUGCGCGGCUUCGAGCGGUCUGCUGCACGAGAUGCUCUCAUCACCACACUGCGCCAGCUCGGCCUGCACUGGCGCGAGCUGCUGCUGACACCCUCCCAGCUCGGAGUGCCCAACUCACGGUCUCGCUACUAUCUGCUGGCGCGCCGACGACCGUUCACAUUUGAACAGCCGCCCGAGGGCCAGGUUCUAGAAGAGUUGCCGUUUUGUACUUGCGGUCACACCAAUAACUCAGAUUCUGCCUGCAACAGCUGCAACAAACCAGUUCUGGACAGACUUUCUGAAUAUAUGUCCGGGAAGUGGGACUCUCACGACGACAGCGCAGGUGGUCUACUACCGCCCACUCUGGGCCAGUUUCUGGCAGACGUGGCUCCCUCGGAUACCAGUCGGCUACUGCUACCCGACAAAGUGCUCUGUCGCUACGGUGAACUGCUCGACAUUGUCCGACCGAGCAGCCGCCGCUCUUGCUGCCUCACCAGUGGUUAUGGACAUCUAGUGGAAGGGGCAGGGUCGGUACUGUUACCCGACAACAACAGCGAGGGAGGUGGCGGUGACGGUGGCGAGAGUGGCGCACUAGACGCCGCGUUUGCCGUCGCGCGUCUGCUGCCCCCUGGCGACCCGGCGCGGGCCGACCGGCUGCGGCCGCUGCAGCUGCGCUGGUUCUCGCCCCAAGAGGCGGCCCGGCUGAUGUGCUAUCCGGAGUGGUUUUCGUUCCCGGCCGAGCUGACGGACCGACAGCGGUACAAGCUGGUGGGGAACAGUGUUAAUGUGAGGACGGUGGCCGCCCUGAUGCUGGUGCUGAUGGAUGGAGAGAGUGGGCAGAGCGAGGGAGAGAGUGAAGAAUCGGCACAGGCGGGAGGCGCCUGCUAGGAAAGUGAUUUUUAUAUUUGAGGGGGGACAGGUUGGUUGUUGGCGACACAAGGUGGUACGGUGAUAUGCGAAAUACGAAUGUUUUCUAUAUCAUGGCACGUUUUGUAAGUUCAUUUGGCUUAGUCCAUGUUUGUACGAUAAAACAGGAUGGAUUUUCUACUCCAUCUUUCGGGCUUAUCGUUGCAAGGUGUUUGAUUAGCGGCUUUACGCACAGCACUGAUCCGUGAUCACUGAUCAGCUGGACCACAACUCCACAACAUUACGCUUCUUGGAAUGUACGAUAUUGUGCAAAAGUUUGUAUGCAUUUCAUACUUGGGCUAUGGUACUUACGUACAUUUGAGGGAUUCCAGCAUAGAUUCGCGAGUUUGUUCUUUGCCGUUGUGCCGUAACAUUGAGCCGUUGUGAUACAGUUUCGGAUGCCAAUAACAAUUCGUGAAUGAUUUA